AAAAACUUCCAACACAGCGAAUCAAUCCGAAAUAUUUCGAUUAAUUCCGAAAAAAUGGAUAUCACUCCAUUAUUUAAAGCGUGCAUAAAAACCGUGAAAACACGAAACAAAGCUUUUGGCAUCCAUAGCCCCAUAAGCGAAGACAAACAGCGAAUACUGCGAACGAAACCUAAGAGUGCUUUUAUGACUACAGCGAGGGACAUAAAUUCGCAAAUAACAAGACUGCGCGACUUUCUGUUGGAGUACAGAGAUAAAUAUUUAAGUUUUUUCGAUAAUGUUACUGGGGACGAGAUGUCAGAUUCGGAGAGGGACCAAAUAGACGCGGGGGCACAGCGCAUUAUAAACACCUGUUCUCACUUGCUGAAAGAGUUCCGGAACGAUAACCGCAAGGUGGCCGUGUCCCAGCAGAUGCGGGACUACAUGGACGGCGUGAUGGAUCUCAUAGAUAUGUACUUAAAAGCUGUGUGUAAGAUACACAGCGAGCUGAAGGCCCUGCGGGUGCAACGAGCGUUGGAUGUACGCAAGUUAUCGCGACUGGAACUGCCGCAAACUAAGUCUAACAUUCCAAACCCUUUUGUAACAGAGAAAGAUAUUAUAGUCAAAGAAAAUAUCAAAGAAGAAGAAGAAACAGCGGAAGUGGAAGAAACUGACAAUGCUAAGAGAAGUCUGGAUUUGUCAGAGAAUGAAACUGCAGUGUUGGCAGAUGAGGAGCAGCUGAGUGCAGAAGAGAUGCAGAUGUUUGAGGCAGAGAAUGUGCAGCUUCUGAACGAACUGAACAACAUGACUGAAGAAGUGCGGCAGAUUGAGAGCAAAGUCUUGCAUAUAGCUGAAUUACAAGAAGUUUUCACUGAAAAGAUUCUUCAGCAAGAGCAGGACAUAGAUAGGAUAUCCACAACAGUAGUAGGAGCCACAGAAAACGUCAAAGAUGCUAAUGAACAAAUUAAGCAAGCCAUUCAGAGGAACGCUGGUUUGCGCGUCUACAUCCUGUUUGUUUUACUGGUUAUGUCUUUCACACUUUUGUUCCUUGAUUGGUACAAUGAUUAAACCUAUAUCAGUGAAA
Ostrinia nubilalis (European corn borer) is the source of this 1060-nucleotide messenger RNA. It is a transcript of the gene Syx18, whose product is annotated as syntaxin-18. Gene Ontology annotation, biological process: retrograde vesicle-mediated transport, Golgi to endoplasmic reticulum. The transcript is spliced from 2 exons. Gene Ontology annotation, cellular component: endoplasmic reticulum; membrane; SNARE complex. The coding region runs from base 55 to 1044 and encodes 329 amino acids. The record is from RefSeq and is a predicted model, not a curated record. Lineage: Eukaryota; Metazoa; Arthropoda; Insecta; Lepidoptera; Crambidae.